Nematolebias whitei (Rio pearlfish) is the source of this 579-nucleotide messenger RNA. RefSeq names its product interleukin 17c (gene il17c). Gene Ontology annotation, molecular function: cytokine activity. Lineage: Eukaryota; Metazoa; Chordata; Actinopteri; Cyprinodontiformes; Rivulidae. Gene Ontology annotation, biological process: inflammatory response. Bases 1 to 579 code for a protein of 192 amino acids. The transcript is spliced from 2 exons. The record is from RefSeq and is a predicted model, not a curated record. Gene Ontology annotation, cellular component: extracellular region.
AUGGACCUGAAGCAGGUGAGUCCCGGACCUUCAUCAUCAUCCCCCACCCUCCUCCUCCUCCUCCUCAUCAUCAUCGCCUCUCCUCCACAGAUCUUCCUCCUCGCGCUCUGCCUCGUGCCCGCGUGGACGUGGACAUGCAUGCACCGGUGCUGUAAUGGAACGGAACUGGAGGAAACGGCGCAGAAGAAGCUGCGGGUUCGGAUCCCGCAGCCUCUGGAGCCGAGCCCCGCCCCGCACAGCCUCCCCGCAUCCUGUCCCCUGGACCUGUACCAGAGACUGGCCGAGGACAUCAAGGACAGGUCACUGUCCCCCUGGAGAUACAUACGGGUCACCGACCAGGACUACUUCCCCUCCACCUACAUGGAGGCCCAGUGCCUGUGUGAGGGCUGCAUCAUGAUGCUGAAGAACGGUUCCGUGGUGGAGAACCAUGACUACAACUCCAGGCCCGUCCUGCAGUCCCGGGGCUUCCUGAAGCGGGACAGGAGCGGCUGCCACAAGGGCAAGUACCGCCUGAAGGUGGAGUACCGGCAGGUGGCGGUGGGCUGCACCUGCGUCACGGCCUUCAGCAUCCCCACUUAG